UUGCACAUGCCAAGAGGGGAGGGUUCACGUAAACACUGCCCUCGAUUUGCGAUUCACUUCUCAUGCAAGGUACUUUGGUCAGCUGGGUGUUUUUUCUUGCCGACUUAAUCUAAAUUAUAAUUAGUUUACAACAUGAAAACGUUGACCAAAGUGCUGCUCACGAGUGUCACCGUGGCUCUGCUCGCUGCCAAGUGGUACGCGCCCACCUUCAAUGCGGAAUCUCUCCGAGGUGCCAAGGUCUUAGUGACCGGGGCUAGCACUGGUAUUGGUGAAGAAAUGGCCUAUCACUAUGCCAAAUUUGGCGCCCAGAUCGUCAUUACGGCGAGGAGGGAGAAAGUAUUACAGCAGGUGGUGGAAAAGUGCCUUAGCAUGGGAGCUCAGAAGGCUCUUUACAUAGCAGCAGACAUGGCCAGUGACUCUGACCCGGAGAAGGUGGUAGAUUUCGCUCUCGACCAGCUCGGAGGUUUGGACUACCUCGUUCUCAACCACAUUGGACCAACCCCCUUCAGCAUGUGGGAGGGGGAUAUGGAGCAUGUCAGGUGGCUCAUGAAGGUCAACUUCUUCAGUUACGCUCAGAUGACCUGGAAAGCCCUCCCCUCCCUUGAGCAAAGUAAAGGCUCAGUCGUAGUUGUUUCGUCUCUUUUAGGUAAAUUGACCAGUCCCUUCGUAGCUCCUUACAUAUCAACCAAAUUUGCCUUGAAUGGUUUCUUUGGGGCUCUGACUCAUGAGCUGGCCAUGAAGAACAGCAACGUAUCCAUCACGACGUGUACACUGGGCCUCAUUGACACCGAAUCAGCCAUGGAGAAAGUCAAGGACGUCAGUCAUGUACCAGCAUACCCAGCCACCGAAGCGGCGUUGAACAUCAUCAAGACAGGAGCCACGAGACAGCGCGAGCUCUUCUAUCCUUGGUAUACUUACAUCGUGACUGUUGCAAGAGACUUCUUCCCCGAUGUCAGGGACUACUUCAUACAAAAGUCCUACAGCUACACGCCAUAAAAUAAAAAUGUCACAUGUUAGGGCCACGACUGCCCUCAUUUCCAGGAGUGGCUUCGGAUUUUU
Molecule: messenger RNA, 1059 nt
Organism: Hippocampus comes (tiger tail seahorse)
Lineage: Eukaryota; Metazoa; Chordata; Actinopteri; Syngnathiformes; Syngnathidae
Gene: hsd11b1la
Product: hydroxysteroid (11-beta) dehydrogenase 1-like a
Exons: 6
Coding region: 133-996 (287 amino acids)
Cellular component (GO): intracellular membrane-bounded organelle
Molecular function (GO): oxidoreductase activity
Source: RefSeq, a predicted model, not a curated record